UUUUCUAUUAAAACUCAUAACAGCUAAUAAAACCACACACUCUGUCUCUCUCGCUCUACGCGGCUCAAGUGUAGAGUACAGAGCAUGCAAAGACAAUCUCUGGGCUCACCUUCCUCGAAGCUCCACAUCCAUGGCGGAGGAGGAGGAGGAGCAAAAGAGGAGAUUCUCAAGGCAGAAAAAGACCUUAACCAAAGCCAAAACGACGACGAGGCCGACCACAAAUCUCUCAAGCCUCUCCGAUCAUCCUCUUCUCCCCCGGACAAGCUCAUUCACCUCAUUCCCCUCCUCAUGCUCUUCUGCUUCCUUCUCCUCUACCUCUUCUCUCACGAUCCAUCUCACUCCGAAUUGGCUCAGUUUGAUGGCUUCAAAAAGCGAUCCUCCAAGCUUACAGAUUCGAACGAGAUUGCCGAUUUGGAAAGGUUUGUGGUGAAAAGCGAUGUUUUCUCGAUUCGAAGCCUUAGGAAUCUGCAAGAAAUCGGAACAUACGCCCCGAAAUCUCGACUCCACAGGAAAAUGGGUGAUUUCUAGGCCGCAUUUUCGGCUCCUGUGUUUUUUUUUUCUCCUCCAACUCUCCCUCUUCCACCCCCGCUCCCACCCCCACCCCCCAACACGCACUUCCUCUAAGGUCGCGCGUGGGACUCCCCACGGAUUCACACGCGCGAAUCUAUCUGCCAUUUUUUUCGCACGUGUACAUGCUAUUGCUUUGCAUGCCAAUUUGUUGUUUUGUGAACGCGCUUCGGCGCGUGUUACUGAUAUCAUCAUAUAUGUAUAAAUAUCCAUAUUUAAUUA
Messenger RNA from Vitis vinifera (wine grape), 789 nucleotides. RefSeq lists its product as uncharacterized. NCBI's taxonomy places the organism in Eukaryota, Viridiplantae, Streptophyta, Magnoliopsida, Vitales, Vitaceae. The record is from RefSeq and is a predicted model, not a curated record. Bases 85 to 528 code for a protein of 147 amino acids. The transcript is spliced from 3 exons.